Molecule: messenger RNA, 1194 nt
Organism: Blepharisma stoltei
Lineage: Eukaryota; Ciliophora; Heterotrichea; Heterotrichida; Blepharismidae
Source: the annotation of a GenBank genome assembly
AUGUUGGAGGGCAUCCAUUACAAUUUUAUAAUAAUAAAGAUGACAACUAAUCCUGAAAGAAUACAGCUGAUUAUUCAUUAUUUGUGCCCCUAUGCUCAGAGAGCUUUAUACGCACUAGCCUAUAAAGGGAUACAAUGUGAGAUAACAGAAGCGGAUUUAGUUGAUAAAGCCAUCAUUCAUAAAUAAAAUGGCAUUCGGUUCGAGCAAAAUUAGCUCCGCUAAUUUUUUCUUCCUCAAGCAAUUUUAUUUAUGGGUUUGUAUUUUACCUCGAGAACUUCUGCACAGCAACAGCGGGUUAACUCUGGGGAUAGCCAAAGGAAUUGCUCCUCAGUACGCUCAAGAGGUUUAGGUCUUUACCCCUCAGUACAUCCGAUGAAGGUAACCCUUAGGCGGAGCACGAGCAGAAGCUGAGUCGAAUAAAUCGUGGCAGCAGCAAACCGGAGCGCUUAAUUUGCCCGUGCCCUGGCGAAUCAAAGUGGAUCGAUCCAGAGGUCCAUGGGCCCGACGCGUGGAUAAAUACUGUGGGAGUUCUGGACAAGGCUACCCCAUAGUGGAUGCUAAACGUUAUAAAUAGCUUAAGAUUAAGAUAAGCCAUCAUUCCUUCUCGAAGUCAAUCCAUUAGGAAAAGUCCCAUCUCUCAAAGUUAUUCAGGACGGAAGAGAAUACCACCUUUAUGAGUCAAUCAAUGUUGCUGAAUAUUUCGAUUCGUUCCCAGGCCCUGCUCUUUACCCAAGAAGACCUGACGGCUCAAUCAAUCCUGUAGAAAAAGCCUUAAUUGACAUUAACGUAAAACUUGUUGCUGAUGCGCUGCCUGCCACUCUUUUCCCUCAUUUCAAAACAACUGGAACUCCUGAACAAAUUGAAGCAGUUAAGAAAAUAUUGAGAACUAUUAAUGGACUUGUUGAAGGAGGCGGAUAUCUGAUGACCAAAACUCUGGGAAGAAAUGAAUUAACUUUUGCUGAUAUUAUUUUACUUCCAUUUGUUGAAAGAAUUGUUGCUUGGAAAGAUCAGUUCUGGAGUCCUCUUGUGGAAGGAGAAGACUUUUCUAAUUUGUGGGCUUGGUUCGACAGAAUUAUGCAGGAACCUUGGGCUCAAAGAUUCAGAGUGGAGCAUAGAAGACUUAUAAACAAUAUGACUCAACUAAGAACCCCUGGAUAUAAGGGACUUACGCUCCCAAUAACUAAUUAUGAUUAG